UGACAGCCGUUAGUUCCUGCUGGUGACGGGCCCUGCGGCCGGUCAUUCCGCCGCCUUCCGCUAUGUCUGACCUCGGGGACUGGUUCCGCAGCAUCCCCUUCAUUACACGAUAUUGGUUCGCCGCUUCCAUCGCUUUUCCUCUCAUCGGGAGACUUGGUCUCAUCAACGGUGGGAAUCUCAUUCUGUGGCCAGAGUAUUUCCUGCACAAGUUCCAGAUAUGGAGACCGAUAACGGCAACGUUUUACUUCCCCGUGGGGCCCAAAACUGGCUUCUUGUACCUGGUGAACUUGUACUUCCUGUAUCAGUAUUCAACCAGACUGGAAACAGGGGCGUUUGAUGGGCGGCCAGCGGAUUACGUCUUCAUGCUCCUGUUCAAUUGGAUCUGCAUUGUGAUAACUGGAGUCAUAAUGAACAUGCAGCUGCUGAUGAUCCCCCUGAUCAUGUCGGUUCUGUAUGUCUGGGCCCAGCUCAACAGAGACAUGAUUGUGUCAUUCUGGUUUGGCACAAGAUUUAAGGCCUGUUACCUUCCUUGGGUCAUUCUUGGAUUCAACUUUAUCAUAAGUGGAUCGGUGGUCGACGAACUGAUUGGAAACCUGGUGGGGCAUCUCUACUACUUCCUCAUGUUUAAAUACCCCAUGGAUCUCGGAGGGAGAAGUUUUCUUACCACACCACAAUUUUUGUACCGCUGGUUUCCCAGCAGAAGAGGAGGUGGGUCAGGAUUUGGCGUCCCCCCAGCCAGCGCCAGGCGAGUGGAGGACGAGCAGCCUGGGGCCGGUAGAAGACACAACUGGGGACAAGGCUUCCGCCUAGGAGACUAGAGAAAAACGCGCUCUCCCUACUGGGGGAAAAGAGUGCGAGCAAGAACAUUUCUUUUUUUAAAUUUUCUUGGUAAAUUUAGAACUUCCGGACUUCACCGCGCAGGAAGCAGCCGCUGGCCAAAUGAAGACAAACAUUUUGUUGCGUCCAUAUUGCAACUGAUGCAAAGGCGGCCCGGAAGCUUCCCACCCCCUGCGCCUUCAGGCUGCUGUGUGUCCUGCCCACGUGUGUGCGGCGCUGAGCCAGACCGGGUUACCGCACAUUUACUGUUCCUGAAAUAUUCAAGUUGGCAGACCGGGAACAAUGUUGGUCAUUCUCCCCCGAGUAGAAUAAAAUCUUCUUUCCACCGCGAUGCUCGGAGGUUCCGGAGACCACCAGAUUCUCCUCGGCUCUGCGCUUUAUUGCCUCUCUCCCGGGCAGCAGUUUUCAGGGAAAAGAUGUUUUAGUAAUGUCGGGGAGGCAAUAAAAACAGAAAUGUAUUUAAAUUUGCCUCGUCCGAGAACCGGUUUUGUUGCCGUCACAUGGCGUAUUAUUAUUUUCUAUAUUUUCUUUAUAUGUCAUUAAAGGGGUGGUUCACCUUCAA
Messenger RNA from Xenopus tropicalis (tropical clawed frog), 1399 nucleotides. It is a transcript of the gene derl1, whose product is annotated as derlin 1. The record is from RefSeq and is marked provisional. NCBI's taxonomy places the organism in Eukaryota, Metazoa, Chordata, Amphibia, Anura, Pipidae. The transcript has 8 exons. Gene Ontology annotation, cellular component: endoplasmic reticulum membrane. The coding region runs from base 63 to 818 and encodes 251 amino acids. Gene Ontology annotation, biological process: cellular response to stress; proteasomal protein catabolic process.